Molecule: messenger RNA, 5801 nt
Organism: Xenopus laevis (African clawed frog)
Lineage: Eukaryota; Metazoa; Chordata; Amphibia; Anura; Pipidae
Gene: ccnt1.S
Product: cyclin T1 S homeolog
Exons: 9
Coding region: 39-1958 (639 amino acids)
Biological process (GO): regulation of transcription by RNA polymerase II
Cellular component (GO): nucleus
Molecular function (GO): cyclin-dependent protein serine/threonine kinase regulator activity
Source: RefSeq, a predicted model, not a curated record
UUUGUUUGUCAUGCGUGCUCCUCCUCGCCCGUACAGUCAUGGCGCCAUUGAGCCGCUGGUAUUUCACUCGGGAGCAACUAGAACGUAGUCCGUCCCGGCGAGCUGGACUGGACGCAGAUAAGGAGCUCUCGUAUCGACAGCAGGCGGCAAACCUCCUGCAAGAUAUGGGCCAGCGGCUCAACGUAUCACAGCUGACCAUCAAUACAGCUAUUGUAUACAUGCAUCGUUUCUAUAUGGUUCAGUCUUUCACUCGAUUUCACCGUAACUCUGUAGCACCAGCUGCUCUCUUCUUGGCAGCAAAGGUGGAAGAGCAGCCACGGAAGUUGGAGCAUGUAAUCAGGGUGGCACAUGCAUGCCUGAAUCCACAAGAACCUGCCCCUGAUAUCCGAAGUGAGGCAUACCAGCAACAAGCCCAAGACUUGGUCAUUCUUGAGAGUAUUAUACUGCAGACCCUGGGCUUUGAAAUUACGAUUGAUCAUCCACACACACAUGUUGUAAAGUGUGCACAGCUUGUCAGAGAGUCUUGUGUUUCUACAGCAAGCAAGGACUUGGCUCAGACAUCGUAUUUUAUGGCAACAAACAGCCUGCAUUUGACCACUUUCAGCCUCCAAUAUACCCCACCUGUGGUGGCUUGUGUCUGCAUUCACUUGGCAUGUAAGUGGUCUAAUUGGGAGAUCCCUGUAUCGACGGAUGGGAAGCCAUGGUGGGAGUAUGUCGAAGUAACAGUCACGUUAAAGCUGCUGGAUGAAUUGACCCAUGAAUUUCUUCAGAUCUUAGAGAAAACUCCUAAUCGCCUGAAACGAAUCAGAAAUUGGAGGAUUAGUCAGGCUACCAGGAAACCUAAAGAAGAAGAUGAAUGUGAAGAAGAGUCUGAUAAUAAUAGUAGCUUUUCAGAACAGACUCUUCUUCAAAUGUUCUCUCAUAGUGGAAUGGUAGAUAAUGCUUCCCUUUCUGAUUCAUCAUCUCAGCCACUCUCAGUUAUAAAAAAUGAUGGGGAAAUGUCUGAAGGGCAGUGGGGGUGCCAGCUACAGAGCCAGCAGGAUUUGCAUAGACCUGGCGAUCACGUUACAUCUACAGAACAGUCACAAUUGCUUGGUUCCAAACCAGUGCCCCUUGCUAAAAUGUCUCUGAAGGAGUACCGAGCAAAGCAUGCUGAGGAAUUGGCAGCACAAAAACGCCAGCUGGAGCAAUUGGGUGCCAACCUUAAAGAACAAUAUGCUUGUGCUGCUCAGAAUCUGUUAAUACAGCAGCAGAAAGAACGUGAUAAAGAGGCCCAUGCCUCCCCUAUUAUACUGAAGAUUCCGUUGCAUGAAGUAAGUCACAAACGCUCUGAGAAAUCUUCCAGUCUCAAGCUUCGGCUUCCUGUUACUAGCCGGGAGAAAUCAGAAGAGGGAAAGAUACGAAUUAAGUUGCCAAAUGAGGACAGCAGCAAGAGUCGAGAUAAGCACAGAAGUAGUUCUUCACAUCACCAUCAAAAUAACCAGUCACAUCGUCCGCACCACCAAGAAUCAUCUGGAAGUAACAGUAGCAAACGUUCUCUACCUCCCCCAGUAGUUUCAACGCACAAAUCUUCAUCUAGUUCCCGAAAACGUCCUGCCACAGAGGAAGCCACAGGGCACGAACAGCCUACUCACAAAGUCAGUAGGACCUCCAAACCUUCCUCACAGGAACCUGCUGUUUCACACUCAUUAAACCGAGUGAGAGGAUCUCAUAGCAAAACAGAAAGAGAAUCUUCUGGAACCAAUGGUCACAGUGUCACUAAAGUCAUUGAUUAUCAGGACACAGUGAACAUGUUACAUUCACUACUUAGUGCACAGGGAGUACAGCCCAUGCAGCCCCCGCAGUAUUUAAAUCAGUUUGGGGAUUUUCGCAGGACACGGCCCGGUAACACUGAUAAUUUCAGGCCUCCCCCACUUCCUGUUGAGCCUCCUCCCCCUCUUCCGCCACUGCCAAAGUGAUAUAAGUUUUGAGCCUAUGAUUUUAAUGUCUAGAAAGGUGAAUUGAUUUCCGAUAUCUGAACUAUCCUAACCAGCACACUAUUUUUCUUUAUCUUUGCUCUUCCAUUUUUCUUUUUUAUACCAACUAUAAAUUGUGGUUUUGUUCCUUCCUAAACAAAGUCUUACCAUUGUAUUUGCAUAAUUUUAUUGCACAUCUAAAAAAAAAAUUGAUAUCACUUUCUAGGAUUUGAAUCACUCACUUCUUAUGUUAUAUUUUGUUUAUGUUGCUGUUCUGUCUACUUCUAUCAAACGGGUCAUAGUUUUAAAAAUUUUCUAUAAGAAAGUAUAUGAAAAUUGUUAAAAAUGUAUUGAUAACAAGCUUUGCGAGUUUCUAGUACAUUGUAUUUAAAAUGUUGUCUAACAUUGUUAUGCUUUUUUGUUUGUUUUCAUUGUCGGUGUCAAACUUUCAUCUCAAUUAUGAAGUAAGAAAGUUUUUUUUUUUCUAAUGGAAUUCUUCUUAUUUGUGGUUAAUCAAUGUUGCUCAGUGUGGCCAAAACUACUGAGUUAAUGGCCCUAACAUCUGGUGUUAGCCAGGGGAGCUAGCUGCAACUGAUUUAUUAGGUAGCCAUCCCCGGUUAUUGGCUCUUCUAAAUAAGAGACACGGAAAGCUCUCAAACUCUGAGAGGCACGCGUAUCUCGGCUGACACACACAAAUCCUUUAGGGGAACCCUAUAGUGAUUUUCUAAAGAAAGUCUUCUGUCCUGGCCCUGUCUAACAUUGUUAGACAAUUUUUGAAGCAAAUCCGUUUGCUAGUCAUUUGUACACCCUGUUUGACUACAUCCGAACAACUUACUCUCUCCCUUUUUUAAGAUGCUUACUAAAUGUUGCCCAGUUGCGCCACAGUUUUUAUAAAAUGUUUUUAAAGAUUUGAAAGUAUUGUUAAAUGGAAAAUAUAGCUGGGAAUUGUUAAUCAAAAAAAAAUAUUGUUGCCUCCUUUGAUGCUCUGAGGAACUUGUAGAGUUUCUAUUUUUCCUUUGCUCAGUAUUUCAUGGAUGAAUGUUGUCACUGCUAGUCUGGCGAGUAGCUUUGAUAGACCAGCAUUCACCUGCCUGCUGUUAAAUGAUUAUAACCAGUUGGCUGUUAUCAUUAGCUUGUAUGACUGUCUACAAGGGAGGCUUAUAGUCUGCAGAGCAGAUAUAUGCUCAUGUAACUUUCCAUGAAGUGGCAAUUCCUCUUAAUAAUAGAAAUCAAGGAAGGCUUACAAGCAGUCAUCCACUUUAUGUGCCUUAUUGGCCUAUAUGUGAAUUCUGGUUUUGUUUUCUUCUGCAUUGAAAGAGCAAGUAGAAGGUUACAUUACUUAACAUUGGCUGCUUAAACUACUACAAUUUUGAAGCAUAUUUCAUACACCUUUGCAAUCAGAAACCGCACAUACCAUUGAAAAUAUUCAAGUUUUGGUGGCUUUUGAAUGCUUUGUGUGUUCCUGUGUAGUUUUUCAUCCAGCCAGAGAGCUUUGUUGAUGAUACCCGUGUCAUGAGCCCUGCAAAUGGCCUCUUUGUACUGCUGUUUAAUCAUAGGAUUUUGUUUCUUCUACCAACAAGUCUACAUAAAUAAGGGACAAGAAUUAAAAAUUGUUUUGACAAAGUUUCUUGGGUUCCUCUAACUUGCAUCUAGCCUAAGAGAGAAAUGCUUCAACAACCUUAAACUUAAAGCAUUAGUCCAAUCAGAAAAGAUUUAGGGAAAUGGCACCAAGGCGUGAAAAAACAUUGCUAUUGCGUGGUAGACGUUGUAAUUGAAAAUUACCUUUCUGUUUUGGAACGUGAUUUCCAUGAUCCAAGUAAGUCCAAUGAUUUGGAACACUUGUUUUCUGUGAUCUACACACACCACACACACACACACACACACUCACUCACACACACACUCUCUCUCCCUGUUGGUGCUCUGCCUACUCCCAGAAGCAUUGUCUUUGCUCCAGUACUGGUGGAUUUUGGCAAAAAAAAAUGCAAGAGUUCACAUUUCAGAGCAGAUAUCUGCCACUUUUGCCUGGUCCCAAGCGAAAACUUUGGACAGGACAGCAGCAGAGGACCAGAUUCUCUGCCUGCAGAGCCUAGUCUAACCAUAGCCUAAGGGGAUGAGUUCUAGUUGUAUAUUUACGUUGGAGGUGUAUCCUUCUGAGACUUGGGGUUACUUAUGUGCAAAUAACCAGUGUUGUAUUCUUAGCUGUAGGGUUUCACUCUGCAAGAUAACAUUUUCUUUUGUAUAGACUUCUGGCUCUGUAUUACAUGAAAUUGUUGGUUUUGCUUAUAUGUCAGUAUGACAUUUUGAAUAUCAAGUAAAACCCCUAAUUAAUAAUGAAAUAAUUAUAUUGAUGAAUAUAUCAAUUGUCAUUAUUAAUAAGACUUGAAGACCCCACUGAUAAUGGAACAGCCAUGUUUCUCUGCAAUGUUGGCUAUACAUGGGGGCCUGUGUGCUAGACUUCAUCAUUCAAAUCCAGAUAGUCUUCCUCAGGAUCCCCAAGCCCACAGGACUUCUUAGCAACUCAAUAUCCGCAAUUGUUUAUCCCUCUAUCUUCUUUAUAAUUCCAGUUAGGCCUUGUUUCACCAUUAAAGCAGGAAUGGAAAACGUUUGGGCCACCGGAUAUUAAAGUUAUUGCCAUUGUCAGACAGUAGCUGGAUGAGCAUUUCACUGUGUCUUGUAGUAUAUUCACUAUGGGAAUUUAUAAAAAAAAAAAAAAAAAAAUGUUUACUAGAGAAUGAAUAAAAAAAAAGAUGUUAUUUACAAUUAAAUUAAUAAAAGAGAGAUUUUAAUUAUAGCCACUUUUACUAUUUGCAUAUGGAGAUAUAUUUCAGUCCGCAACCUUCUAGCAGUUUGUAUUACAGACAAUAUGGCACGAUGAGUGGUCUUUGUCCAGACCAAUAAUAAUUGCUUUAGAAACUGGGGUGAAAAGAAAAGGCAUCCUAUAAAGUAUAUAUUUUUGUUCCUCUUCGUAUCAAAUCAAUCAUUAGGCUACAUGUUUGUGAUGUCAGAAAACACAUGCAUUUCAGACUGAAUUAUAAUUGCAGCACGUGGCAGAUGUGUGUACGGUACACAGACAUGCCUCCAAUGUGGAAAAAACACUUUGGGGAAAUCAGUAAAAGCAUCUGGCAAAUACUUUUAUGGCAAAAUUAUGUAUAGCAUGCAAAGACAAUGUUAUGAUAGAGAUUUAAUGUCUUGUGUCAGUAUUAAGGCUGGCCAUAUACUGUACAUACCAAUACAAUUGUACAAAAAAUGUUUUUCUUCUGUGUAAGGAGCCCCAAUGAUCCCGACCAAUAUCCAUAGUAGAUUGGGCAUAUAUCAUAAUCUGAUGAGAAAGUGAGGAAAAAGUCUGAAUGUUGAAUAGUCUGGUCCUGCAGGAUCUGUUAUCUGUAUGGAAUAUGAAAUCCCCUAGAACUUGUGUCUUUAAUACUUGCCUUUAAGCCAGCAAUUCAUCUAAAAGUACUAGUGAGAAACGUAUGUUCACUGCGUUCAAUUAUUGUUGUGUGUGGCAUGGUGAAAUGACUGCUUGCUUCCUACCCAGUGCCAUUCUCUGCAUUAUGUUUUUCCAAACAAAGGAGGAUUAAAAAGGGAGUGUGUAUAAGUAAAUAUGUAUAUAUACUUAAUAUAUGGGUCUGUAUGUGCAUAUGUUAAAUAUUUAACAACAAAAGUGGACUGGACAGUGCAAAGUGUAAUUCUAUUUUAAAAUACAUGUGGUUAAAGGAUGUCUAUGCAAAGUGCAAGUGGAUUUAAUGAGACUGAAACAAAGUGGCUGUUUCAGUAACUGUUUAAAAGAGAAUAGGAGUCUGCCUGCAGCAACAUCUGUCUAAUGCAAAUAAAGAUCAUUUGAUUGUA